GCAGCUGGGAUUGUGACUCCCCUCCCCCUAGCGUGUUAGAACUGGGGUCACCUCCUCCCGGGAGCAGGGGUCGUGCUUGCCCCUCCCCCCACCGCCGAGCUGCCCUGGGAGCUGGGACCGUAGCACAUUGUGACACCCUCACCUCCCCCCUCCCACACCCGUGGGCUCCUGUUCCCCCUCCCUCCACAGAGAGGUGGGAUUGUGACACCCCCCAACCCCCCCCACCUCCUCCCUGGAGGCCCCCUCAGGAGUGAGGCGCGUGACUCCCUCACUCCUAAGGUGGGAGCUGGGAAUCACCCUUACAGUUAUGACCCUCCCCAACCCUUUGACUCCCUGGUAGCUGCUAGCACCAGCCAUAGUGGAAGAUCCCUGGGAUUGUGUGGAUCCCCCUUUUUGGCCCCAACAGGAGGUACUGGUGCUGCUGAGUUGGGCUUGCUUCCCCCCCAGCUGGUUAGUUGACAGGGUUAUUCCCAGGCCUGUACCAACCCCAGAGAAACAUGGAGUUUGCAGAGCUAAUCAAGACACCGCGAGCAGAUAAUGUCAUCCUGCACCGUCCCUUCUACCCAGCAGUGGAAGGGACACUAUGCUUGACUGGCCACCACCUCAUCCUCUCAUCUCGGCGCCAGGACAAUGCUGAGGAGCUGUGGCUGCUGCACUCAAACAUUGACUCCAUUGAAAAAAGGUUUGUUGGCUCGUUAGGCACCAUCAUUAUAAAAUGCAAAGAUCUGCGGAUUAUUCAACUGGAUAUACCUGGAAUGGAGGAGUGUUUGAACAUUGCUAGCUCUAUUGAGGCAUUGUCCACCCUGGAUUCUGUCACUCUAAUGUAUCCCUUCUUUUACCGGCCCAUGUUUGAAGUUGUCGAAGAUGGCUGGCACUCCUUCCUGCCUGAGCGAGAGUUUGAACUUCUCAGUUCAGUAACGAAUGAAUGGCGGCUGAGCUAUGUCAAUAAGGAGUUCUCCGUUUGCCCCUCUUACCCACCAGCUGUCACUGUCCCAAAAUCAAUUGAUGAUGAGGCCCUUCGGAGAGUUGCAACCUUUCGCCACGGUGGCCGCUUCCCUGUUCUAAGCUAUUACCAUAAGAAGAAUGGGAUGGUAAUGAUGCGGAGCAGCCAGCCUCUCACAGGUACUAAUGGGAGACGGUGUAAGGAAGAUUCAGCACUUAUUAAUGCCACCUUGAGGGCAGGAAAGCGUGGCUACAUCAUUGAUACCCGUUCCCUGAAUGUUGCUCAGCAGGCCAGAGCUAAAGGAGGUGGCUUUGAGCAGGAAGUGCAGUAUCCUCAGUGGAGGCGAAUUCACAAAUCUGUUGAGAGGUAUAAUAUUCUGCAGGAAAGUCUCAUCAAACUUGUGGAAGCUUGCAAUGAUCAAUCGCACAACAUGGACCGCUGGCUUAGUAAACUGGAAGCCUCCAACUGGCUGACUCACGUUAAAGAGAUACUAACUGCGGCUUGUCUGGCUGCUCAGUGCAUCGACAGGGAAGGAGCAUCAGUGUUAGUUCACGGGACUGAAGGAACUGAUUCUACACUCCAGAUAACUUCAUUGGCUCAGAUCAUCUUGGAUCCAAGGUGCAGGACAAUACGUGGCUUUGAGGCUCUUGUUGAGAGAGAGUGGCUGCAGGCUGGUCACCCAUUUCGGCUGCGCUGUGCUCAGUCCGCCUACUCCAACAGCAAGCAGAAAUGGGAGUCCCCCGUGUUUUUCCUUUUCUUGGACUGCGUGUGGCAGAUCCUCCGUCAGUUCCCUUGCUCUUUUGAAUUCAAUGAACACUUCCUCAUCAUGCUCUUCGAACACGCCUACGCCUCGCAGUUUGGCACGUUUCUGGGCAACAACGAAAGUGAAAGGUGUAAACUGAAGCUGUCACAGAAGACUAUGUCCUUGUGGUCUUGGGUGAAUCAGCCUGAGGAACUGAGCAAAUUCAAGAAUCCUCUGUUUGAGGCCAACAGUCUCGUCAUCUGGCCUUCUGUCGCGCCACAGAGCCUGCAGCUUUGGGAAGGUGUCUUUCUCCGUUGGAAUAGAUCCUCCAAGUUUUUGGACGAAGCCUACGAAGAAAUGAAUAACAUCAUAGAGUACAACAAGGAACUUCAGGCAAAAAUCAAUGCGCUGAGGAGGCAGUUAGCAGAACUGGAAACAGAUGACGGGAUGCAGGAAAGCUCCUGAGAUCUUGCAAGGCUUUGGACACCAGGUCUUUCCUUUCAACUCACCUUUACACUAAAGACUAAACAGAAUGUGCAUGUGUUGCAAAACCCUCUGGUGCAAUUGCUCCUCAACCCUUCACUGCCGAAACCCUCACUUUACAUGAUCUACAUCUCUUCCGUUUGGGAUGGGUCUCUUGUUUUUUGUUUACAGGGGAAGUGCACUGUUCAGCAUAGUGUUCUCGCUUGACCAUUGCUGUCUUUAAUAAAUUGUGUACAGUUUCUGCAUAA
This is a messenger RNA of Gopherus flavomarginatus (Mexican gopher tortoise), 2416 nucleotides long. RefSeq names its product myotubularin related protein 9 (gene MTMR9). Gene Ontology annotation, biological process: negative regulation of autophagy. Bases 498 to 2150 code for a protein of 550 amino acids. NCBI's taxonomy places the organism in Eukaryota, Metazoa, Chordata, Testudines, Testudinidae. The transcript has 10 exons. The record is from RefSeq and is a predicted model, not a curated record.